Eutrema salsugineum is the source of this 597-nucleotide messenger RNA. RefSeq lists its product as uncharacterized. NCBI's taxonomy places the organism in Eukaryota, Viridiplantae, Streptophyta, Magnoliopsida, Brassicales, Brassicaceae. Gene Ontology annotation, cellular component: cytoplasm; nucleus. The record is from RefSeq and is a predicted model, not a curated record. Gene Ontology annotation, molecular function: 3'-5' exonuclease activity; nucleic acid binding. Bases 1 to 597 code for a protein of 198 amino acids. The transcript has a single exon.
AUGUCUUCCUCGAUUGUGCAAAUCGGAGCAGCUCGCAUCAAAACAACCGUAACUGAAAAAGAGAGCGACAUCAACCGUGUUGUGAAGACAUUCUUGUCCAACAACAACAACCAGAAGAAGAUCAUUGGUCUUGACACAGAACGAGCACAAAAGGCAAAAAAACAAAUCAAAACCGCCUUGCUCCAACUCUGCGAUGGAGACAAUUGUCUAAUAGUGCAACUUCCGAGUGAUGAUGAUGAUGAUGAUGAUGAAGAUGAUGAGAAUCUUCCUCUAUCUCUCUUCAAUUUUCUCAAUCUACCCGAUUUCACCUUUGUGGGCAUUGGCAUAAACAAGACUCUUAUGAAGCUCGAGAGUGAGUUUGGUUUGACUUGCAAGAAUGCUGUCGAGAUUGGUCCCUCCACGUGGAACCAGAUCUCCAAUAAGACGGCCGAUGUGAAAUCUCAUAUCGAUAAUGUUGUUUCUUCGACUGAGAAACCAACCGUAUUCGACGACUGGGACAAAUUUCUUCUAAGCAAGAAGCAGAUUAAGCUCGCAGCCUCCAAUGCUUACUUGGCUUUUGGCAUCGGGAACGUUCUGUUGGAUGGUUUCGGAUUUUAA